This is a messenger RNA of Ilex paraguariensis (yerba mate), 2118 nucleotides long. The record is from the annotation of a GenBank genome assembly. NCBI's taxonomy places the organism in Eukaryota, Viridiplantae, Streptophyta, Magnoliopsida, Aquifoliales, Aquifoliaceae.
AUGAACAAACAUGCUCGGUUUGUCAAACUCGGGCUUGACAACAACGCAGUGUUCGCCACUAAACUCAUUAACGACUACGUAUCAUACAAAACUCCGAAUUCACUGUCUCAGGCACACCAACUGUUCGACCAAGUGCCCAGAAAAGACACGGUCCUAUGGACGUCUAUCAUCUCAGCUUACACUCGCUCCAACAACCCCCACAAAGCCCUCCAGCUUUUCUCUCUCAUGCUACACCAAGCCGAGCCGGAUCAGAAACCCAACAACUUCGUCUUCGCCACUAUAGCUCGCGCCAUCGCUUCGUCCCAAGAAGACCUCUGUUUGGGCCGAAGCAUCCAUGCGCAUGUGCUGAAAUCCGGGUUUAUCCCAAAAAAUGUCGUUGUGGAGACGGCUCUUGUGGAUAUGUAUUCAAAAUGCCACCUCGUAGGUUGUGCUCGUAAUUUGUUUGAUGAAAUGUCUCACAGAAAUCUGGUUACUUGGAAUGCAAUGAUUUCUGGGUAUGCUCAGAAUGGUAUGGAAAAGCAUAGUUUGGAGUUGUUUCAUAUGUUGAAGUGUCAAGAGAUGUAUCUGCCUGAUGAGUUUAGUGUUGCGACUGUAUUGUCCAGUUGUGCUUUGAUUCAAGAUUUAGUGCUGGGAAUUCAAGUUCAUGGGUAUGCAAUCAUUGGUGGCUUUGAGUUGAGUUGUGUGAAUUCAAUCGCUAACAUGUAUUUUUUCUGCGGUGAAGUUCCUUGUGCCGAGGAAGUUUCGAAUGGAGUAGAUGGUGAUGUAAUUUCAAAACUUAUAAAGAUCAGAGGUUAUGCCUUCAAUCAGAGAUAUAAAGAUGCACUGAAAUAUGUUGCUUUUAAAAAUAACAUUAUCGAAAUUUUUAAGUUGGAUUACACUAUAGUUGUGCCGAUUUUAUCUGCAUGUGCAAAGCUUUCUUUGCUUAAUGUUGGAAAGCAGGUUCAUGGCCUUUUUAUUACUCUGAGUAAUUCUUUUAGCAAUAUUUACUCAUUGAAGGAGGAUUGGGCUAUCAUUGGGAGUGCCUUAAUCGAUAUGUAUAGCAAGUGUAGAAGUGUAGGGGAAGCUAAAAACGCUUUUGAGAAUUGGCUUCCUACCAAGCAUGUUUCACAUUGGAAUUCAAUGAUAUUAGGUUGUAUAUCUAAUGGUUUAAUUGAAGAAGCUAGGACAUUGUUAGAGGAUAUGCCAGAGAAAAAUGUAGUUACAUGGACAAGCAUGAUUUCAGGGUAUGUGCGAAAUGGUAUGCCAGAUGAAGGUUUACAAUUAUUAUGUAAAAUGUAUUCUAAUAAGGAUGGAUCUGCAGUAGAAGGUAACUGCUCAACUUUUGUGGUGGGGCUUGAAGCUUGUAGCUAUUUAACAGAUAUGGAGAGGGGAAGGCAGAUCCAUGCAAAGCUCAUUAGGACAUUGACAAAUGCUGAUAUUAGUAAUGUGAUUGUUGGAACAGCUUUGGUGGAUAUGUAUUCGAAAUCAGGUUAUUUGAAUAACGCCAAGAAGGUUUUUGAUUUGAUGUUGGAGAAAAAUGUUUUUGCAUGGACAUCAGUUAUUACAGGCUAUGCAGUCCAUGGGUUUGGGUUUGAAGCACUUGAGAUUUUUCAGCAGAUGUUGGACAUGGGUACUGAACCAAAUGAAGUGACGUUUGUUUCCGUGCUUACUGCUUGCAGUCAUUGUGGUUUGGUGGAUGAGGGGUUGCAGUACGUUAAGCUGAUGAGAGAGAAAUACAGUUUGGUUCCCAGGGAAGAUCACUACACAUGUUUGAUUGAUUUGUUGGGACGUGUUGGAAGACUUGAGGAAGCAUGGGGUUUGCUGGAAGAACUUGAGGACAGAGAAUUGAGCAGUGGAUGUAUCACCAGUUCCAUUUGGGCUGCAAUGCUUGGAGCAUGUCAAUUGCAUGGAAAUGUGGAAAUGGGAAGGAGGGUUGCUAAGAAGAUGUUAGAUGGUAAGAAACAAGUCUCUACAACUUGUGUUGCUCUUUAUAAUGUUUAUGCAACAGCAGGAAUGUGGACUGAAGCUUAUAGGGUGAGAGAGCGUUGGAGGAAGGAAGGUACUGCUGAUGGAGAGCCUGGCCUUAGCCGCAUUUGCACACACCUUGGUGAUUCUUCAUCUACAUUUUUCGAAAGUUGA